AGCUGCUGUCGCGUCUUGUGGAUGUCAGGAAGGUGAAGUGAAUUCCUGGGACUCGCCGAGCCAAGGCUGGGGCACGACGUGCUGCAGAGCGGGGAUGGCAGAGGCCGAAAUGAACUGGGUGGCAGAGGAGAGGAGCGGCCACUGUGCUGUUCUGGACGGUUGCUACCUGUAUGUUUGGGGUGGUUAUGUGACAUACGAAAAUAAUGAAGUUUAUUUACCCAAUGAUGAAAUCUGGGUUUACGAAAUUGAAAGUGGUGUAUGGCAGAGACGACCAAUGAAGGGAGACCUUCCUCGUCCAAUGUCAGGAAGCUGUGCAGCAUGCUUGAAUGGAGUCAUGUACAUUUUUGGAGGAUAUGAUGAUCUGGGAUAUAGUAAUGAGCUGUAUUGUGUUAAUUUGCAAGUAAAGAAUGAUGUGUUUACUUGGAAGAAGAUCUGUAAUUACCAAGGAAAUCCUCCUACUCCAAGAGAUAAACUUUCUUGCUGGGUACAUAAAGACAAGUUGAUUUACUUUGGAGGCUAUGGGUGUAAGAAAAUAAGUGAACUAAAUGAUUCAUUUGAUGUGAAUGAAGCAUCCUGGGAAGAAGAGAUGUUCUGGGGUUGGAAUUAUGACAUCCAUGUCUUUGAUCCCAGUUUGAAUAUCUGGUACCAGCCAACAAUCAAGGGCACGUCUCCACGACCUCGAGCAGCUCAUGCGUGUGCCACACUAGGAAAUAAGGGUUAUUUAUUUGGAGGAAGGAUACUGGAAACAAGAAUUAAUGAUUUGCAUUGCUUGGACUUAGACACAUGGACAUGGUCUGGAGAAAUUACAGUUAAAGGAAUACGUCCACAGGGGCGAUCAUGGCAUACACUGACUCCUGUGACAGAUGAUCAGCUUUUCCUUUUUGGAGGACUAAGUGCAGAAAGUCAACCUCUUAGUGAUGCAUGGAUCUUCAAUGUUGGAGCUAGUGAAUGGAGGCAACUGGAGCAUUGUCCUAAGAACAGACCCAGGUUGUGGCAUACAGCCUGUUUGGGAAAGGAGUAUGAAGUGAUGGUGUUUGGUGGGAGUAAAGAUGACCUGCUUUCCUUUGAUUCUGGUCACUGUAAUGAUGUGCUGAUUUUUCAAACCCAGCCAUAUUCACUGUUCAGGUUGUGCUUAGACUGCAUUGCUAAAAAUUCCACAGUUUUACAGAGUCAGCUUCCAUGGUUGCCUCGUCAAUUGUUGUCUCAAGUGGAGAAAAAAAUCACUUUCUGGGUUUCAGCUGGACGCCAAGAAAAAUGAAAACUUAUUUUAAACAGAGUUUGAUUUAAGAAUAUUUGCAUAUAUCACAUUUAAUGAUGUAUUGCAAGAGGUAUGUCAUUAUGAUUGGCAAAUGUAAUAUUUGAAGUGUGCAAACCCAAAUUGGGUUGAUAUAAAUGUGAUUGUUAAGUUUUAUUGUAUUCAUUUUGUAGACUGAUUAACAUAGUAGGUAUGUUAAUUCAUUUUAUAUCAUCCUGGGCCAGAUUCUGAAAUAAAUUUGUUUUGAGUAAUAACACCAGUUGUGAUGAUUUUUUCAUCAAUAAAAAUAAACCGGUAAAGCAAGACAUCUCUUGCAUAUUAUUGAGACAAAUGAAGAUAUUAGGUAAGUACAAAGUGCCCAAUUUUUAUUUUCACUAAUCAUUAACUCAUCAUUCAUUGUUGUUCACGAACUACUAGAUUAUCCUUACCACUAUAAGAUCACUUUAUGUUGAAUUUCAGGUAAUUCACAUUCAUUGAUUGCUGGAGACUUCUUUGGACAGUGAUACCAUACAGACCAAUUGUGAAAGCCUUUUCUCUUUAUUCCUGAUGUGUAAUUAUUAAUCGUAAUUAGGAAGUAUCUUUUUAUUGUUAACAAUGUAAAGAUGGGAAGAUAUAUAACGAAGUAACCAUUAUGGGAGACUUGUAUUUUACUCUAAACUUUGGUUAUUGUGAAUUCUUACAUUGUUCAUAUUUACUGUUCAUAUGUCAACAGAAUGUGUUCCAAAUACA
Messenger RNA from Pristis pectinata (smalltooth sawfish), 1984 nucleotides. Its product is annotated as kelch domain-containing protein 1. The transcript is spliced from 13 exons. NCBI's taxonomy places the organism in Eukaryota, Metazoa, Chordata, Chondrichthyes, Rhinopristiformes, Pristidae. Gene Ontology annotation, molecular function: protein binding. The coding region runs from base 95 to 1258 and encodes 387 amino acids. The record is from RefSeq and is a predicted model, not a curated record.